CCCCACGGGAGCGGGCGGAGCAUUACGGUUAACCAACGGGACCCUGAGAAAGAAAACUGUUCAAAUUUAUAAAUUAUAAUAAUACGUUAUAGAUAUAUCAGAGUUCAUUUUCAUUCGUUUAAAAAUAUAAAGAUUUUAAAUUAUAUAAUUAUAAGUCGUCUGAGCAUAUGGCUGCGUGCAUAUCUUUUCGCUGCUCAUUCCUUCCACCUCUAUCAGUGAAGUGGGCAUGUAUUUGACUGUAAGCAGUGGUACUCAGUCAUUAUCUGCUUACUGGAUCUGCUUACUGGAUCUGCUGCAUGGGCACCAUGGAAGACAUCAAUUUAACAUCAUUUCCGAACGCGUUGGAAGAGCCUUGGAAUUAUAAUUAUCCAAACUCCAGUGGGUGGCCAAGUGAAACAUACUGCGAUAGAAUAUCAGACAUGCAUCUGUAUGAAAAAGUCAUCCUACCUAUUUUGUAUAUCUUGGUGCUUCUCGUGGGUUUGACAGGGAAUGGCCUGAUGCUAGCCGUCCUGCUCAGCUGCGGCAGAGGCAGCGUACGCAUCACAGAAGUUUACCUGAUGCACCUGGCACUGGCCGACCUGCUCCUCCUCUGCACCUUACCCUUUAUCCUGAUUUCCAACAUCCAAGGUUGGAUUUUUGGCAGCUUCUUAUGCAAGACGCACCAUGUCUUCAGAAACCUCAGCUGUCACUGUGGGAGUGUCCUACUGGCUUGCAUCAGCUUCGACCGCUACAUAGCCAUCGUACACGCUGUGCAGCACCUGGGCAAUCGACGUCCUUUGAGCGUACACUGGAUCUGCGCCGUGGUCUGGCUAGUCUGUUUGGCUUUCUCUGUACCCAACACAAUGUUCUACUAUGUCAAGGAAGAAUUUCCUAACUCCACUUUCCUAAUGUGUGAAUUGUUUGGCUCUGAUGACCACACCAGCAACUGGCUCUUUGCUUCACGCCUCAUUGCCCACUUGUGUUUCUUCCUGCCUUUGGUAGUCAUGACCUAUUGCUACUCAGCAGUUGUAUUCACGCUGUGCCAAAGAGGGACCAGCAGGGAGAAGCAAGGGGCCAUCCGUCUCGCCAUGAUCAUCACCAUCAUUUUCCUCUUUUGCUGGCUUCCUUACAACAUAUCCCUGGUAACGGAGAGUCUCACCAUUUGGAAUAUUAUAGAUUUGCCCUGUGAGGCUUUGAAACUGCUUGACAAGGUUGUUGUGGUAUCAGAGAGCAUCGGUUAUAUGCACAGCUGCCUUAACCCGAUUCUCUACGCCUUCCUGGCAGUUAAAUUCCGCCGGGACCUCCUGCGUAUGCUGAGUCGCUCUCCCUGGCUAAAACGCCACCUGGAAGCGGAUAGGAUAAGUUCGCUGUUCACGUCGACGAGAGCAACCACCACAAGCAACAGCUACGUCUGAUACCAAAGGCUGUCUGUCAUCUUCUGUCCACCCAGGACGGGUCCAGCUGAACUUCAAAGAACAGCGAGCGAAGUUACUUCCAGUCCGCCUGAAUGAGCCUGAACAAGCCUGAAGAACAUAAGAAAUUUACAAACCAGAGGGGGCCAUUCGAAGUGAACAAGUGUGAAAUUUUAUCCCAUAUUAUGCAAAUCAUGUAUAUAUUGUACUUUCUCAAGGUUGUUUUUCUUUUAUCUUGUCCAAGUUCAUAGCAGUAUUUAUGUUCUCAUGACAUUUUGCAGAGCUAAGUACCAAGGAAGUGUUAAAUACAGAAGCUGGAAUAUUAUCUACUUUGUAAAUAUCCCUAUCUGCAUAAAUAACCAAUUACAUAUGUGUAUUAUUUUCAAAUAUCAAAGGAGCAAUAUACCCACUGGUUGUUAAGUAUUGCUAAACAAAAAAAAUAGUGCGAGACUAAUAUGUAAUUUUCUGCUUUUUUGAUAGCUCAUGAAAAAAUUAAAAAAUUUUGGCAAAGG
Messenger RNA from Paramormyrops kingsleyae, 1903 nucleotides. RefSeq names its product C-X-C chemokine receptor type 1-like. NCBI's taxonomy places the organism in Eukaryota, Metazoa, Chordata, Actinopteri, Osteoglossiformes, Mormyridae. Gene Ontology annotation, biological process: positive regulation of cytosolic calcium ion concentration; calcium-mediated signaling; G protein-coupled receptor signaling pathway. The record is from RefSeq and is a predicted model, not a curated record. Gene Ontology annotation, cellular component: external side of plasma membrane; membrane. Gene Ontology annotation, molecular function: C-C chemokine receptor activity; C-C chemokine binding.